AUGCAUGCCACGAACUCUUGCUCGCGAUUCGCAUCGUGGCAGACCCCUACAAAAACAACCAAGGGUCCAGUAACAACUCGGACAGUUCCCUCACUCAUCAAGAUAUGGGUCAGCUUCAAUGAUGAGCAGUCAGAAGUGUGGCAGACACUCAAUAGUUAUCCAUCCUUUUUGACUGAAAAACUUUUUCCACCAAAACACCAGCUUGAUUAUGUUCGCCAGUGCAUUGCGCCAAUCACUUCGGAAUGGGAUCUUCGAUACUACGAACGAGGCACAGUGGAGAAUCAAGUCCAGGAUAUAGUUGACAAGAUCACAAAAGACAAGGCCCUUAGAGAUGCAUUUGGGCUACGAGGCCCGAUCACUUUUGAGAGCCAUACAAACCUGGGCCAUCCAGCGGGGAACCUGCCAAGUGGAGGCCAACAAACCCCCAGCGGUCCUGUGUCAAGAAACCUAAAAAGAAACACAAAACCCAGAAGAGCCACUGGGGCAAAAAAGCUCUCUCACACCAGCGCCAUGCUGGUAGUAGAGGGGAUGAACCAACCCAAACCCCCAACAAAUCAGGAGUCUGAUGACGUUGAAUUCUGCUGCAGAAGACUUGUUGCUGCAGUCAUAACUCAAUCCUUUUCUUACAUGGUGCACAAAGGCGUACGUUACGGCUAUGUGUGCACUGGAGAAGCUUUCAUCUUUGUACACAUCCCAGAUGAUCCAUCUUCACUUCAAUGCGCGCUUUGCAUCCCAAGUUUGAAUGUCAAGGCAACUGAUGGCAGUGAAAUCCGGUUGACUGCUGUUGCUCAGGUUCUGGCAUUUACAUUAAUUGCCUUGAAAUGUCCCCGAGUUACGCAGCAAUGGCAUGAUGCUGCCAAAAGGCUUGAUGUUUGGCCAGUGGAAUAUUCUGAAAUUCUGGAGCAGACUCCACCGGCUGCUCGCCUAAAAAAAGCCUCGCCCUUGUAUCAUGGUCAACGACCUCGUGACCUUUCGCCGCUCAAGAUUUCAUUACGAUCAGGGAAAGGAGGAUGCCGACCCUCUGAAUUUGACCGCCAAUCAACAAAUUCUCCCUCAUCAUCACCUCCUUCAUCUCCUUCUUUUGCUUCACGCCCUGCCCUAGCUAAAGGGGGAGGCUCUAUCCAGCCUGGAGAGCCGAAAGGGGCUCAAGGACAUGGAAAACCCAGUGAUACACACCAGGCUUCCCAUGUUGCCAAACCACCAGCGAUAAAAACUCGCCCCUACUGCUCUCAGAAAUGCCUACUUGCACUUGGAGAUGGUGGCCCAUUCGAUCCAUCAUGCCCCAACUACCAGGAUCAUCAAAAGGGCCAGAUAAAUGUACAAGAAUUCUGCUCUCAUAUGCAGACACAGCUUGCCACAGGUCGUGGGCCAGAUGCGGACUGUUGUCCAUUCUACAAGGCAAGAAGUUGUGGGGCAUUGUUCAAACUGAGGCUAUCAUCACAUGGAUACACUCUAGUCGCCAAGGUUGUGGAAUACGAGAAUCGGCAUAAGCUUGAACACGAAAUGUUGGUCUACAAUAGGCUUCAAGAUCUCCAAGGCGAACAUGUUCCAGUCUGUCUGGGUGUUGUUCAGCUGGAGUCAGAGUAUCCCUAUUACUAUGAUGGAGGAAUCUACACCCACAUGUUAUUCUUAAGUUGGGCGGGAGAACCAGUCCAGGAAAGCACGAACUCCAACCACGCCGAAGAUAUUUUAUCCCUGGUGUCCCAUGCCCUCCAAUCCAUUCACUCCAAAGGUGUACUCCACAGUGAUGCUGAAUUACGAAAUAUACUGUGGAAUUCAACUUGCAAACGCCCAAUGAUAGUUGACUUCGAACGAGCAACAAUACGCCACACACUGUCAGAUGUGCCCGGUAACACAACAAGAAAGCGGAGAAGGGUGGAUGAGACAGGAUUUAGAAAGGAGAUUGAAUGCAUCGAAACUGCGUUUGGGAGAUGCGUUGCAUAG
Messenger RNA from Histoplasma capsulatum G186AR, 1944 nucleotides. RefSeq lists its product as uncharacterized. The coding region runs from base 1 to 1944 and encodes 647 amino acids. Gene Ontology annotation, biological process: protein phosphorylation. The transcript is spliced from 2 exons. The record is from RefSeq and is a predicted model, not a curated record. NCBI's taxonomy places the organism in Eukaryota, Fungi, Ascomycota, Eurotiomycetes, Onygenales, Ajellomycetaceae. Gene Ontology annotation, molecular function: protein kinase activity; ATP binding.